Haliotis rufescens (red abalone) is the source of this 2646-nucleotide messenger RNA. RefSeq names its product proline-rich protein 36-like. The transcript is spliced from 3 exons. Bases 1 to 2646 code for a protein of 881 amino acids. The record is from RefSeq and is a predicted model, not a curated record. Lineage: Eukaryota; Metazoa; Mollusca; Gastropoda; Lepetellida; Haliotidae.
AUGUCUCCCCUGCCUGUCCUGUCUGCCCUGUCUACACCGCCUGUCCUGUCUGUCCUGUCUACACCGCCUGUCCUGUCUGUCCUGUCUACACUGCCUGUCCCGUCAGCCCUGUCUACACUGCCUGUCCCGUCAGCCCUGUCUACACUGCCUGUACUGUCUGUCCUGUCUGCCCUGUCUACACUGCCUGUCCUGUCUACACUGUCUACACUGCCUGUCCUGUCUACACUGCCUGUCCUGUCUGCCCUGUCUACACUGCCUGUCCCGUCAGCCCUGUCUACACUGCCUGUACUGUCUGUCCUGUCUGCCCUGUCUACACUGCCUGUCCUGUCUACACUGUCUACACUGCCUGUCCUGUCUGCACUGCCUGUCCUGUCUGCCCUGUCUACACUGCCUGUCCCGUCAGCCCUGUCUACACUGCCUGUACUGUCUGUCCUGUCUGCCCUGUCUACACUGCCUGUCCUGUCUGCCCUGUCUACAACGCCUGUCCUGUCUGCCCUGUCUACACUGCCUGUCCUGUCUGCCCUGUCUACACCACCUGUCCUGUCUGCCCUGUCUACACCGCCUGUCCUGUCUGCCCUGUCUACACUGCCUGUCCUGUCUGUCCUGUCUACACCGCCUGUCCUGUCUGCCCUGUCUACACCGCCUGUCCUGUCUGCCCUGUCUACACUGCCUGUCCUGUCUGCCCUGUCUACACUGCCUGUCCUGUCUGCCCUGUCUACACCGCCUGUCCUGUCUGUCCUGUCUACACCGCCUGUCCUGUCUGUCCUGUCUACACCGCCUGUCCUGUCUGCCCUGUCUACACCGCCUGUCCUGUCUGCCCUGUCUACACCGCCUGUCCUGUCUGUCCUGUCUACACCGCCUGUCCUGUCUGUCCUGUCUACACCGCCUCCUGUCCUGUCUGUCCUGUCUACACCGCCUGUCCUGUCUGUCCUGUCUACACCGCCUGUCCUGUCUGUCCUGUCUACACCGCCUGUCCUGUCUGCCCUGUCUACACCGCCUGUCCUGUCUGUCCUGUCUACACCGCCUGUCCUGUCUGUCCUGUCUACACCGCCUGUCCUGUCUACACCGCCUGUCCUGUCUGCCCUGUCUACACUGCCUGUCCUGUCUGCCCUGUCUACACUGCCUGUCCUGUCUACCCUGUCUACACCGCCUGUCCCGUCAUCUCUGUCUACACUGCCUGUCCCGUCAUCCCUGUCUACACUGCCUGUCCCGUCAUCCCUGUCUACACCGCCUGUACUGUCUGCCCUGUCUACACCGCCUGUCCUGUCUGCCCUGUCUUCACUGCCUGUCCUGUCUGCCCUGUCUACACCGCCUGUCCUGUCUGCCCUGUCUACACCGCCUGUCCUGUCUGCCCUGUCUACACCGCCUGUCCUGUCUGCCCUGUCUACACCGCCUGUCCCGUCUGUCCUGUCUACACCGCCUGUCCUGUCUGCCCUGUCUACACCGCCUGUACUGCCUGUCCUGUCUGCCCUGUCUACACUGCCUGUCCUGUCUGCACCGCCUGUCCCGUCUGUCCUGUCUACACCGCCUGUCCUGUCUGCCCUGUCUACACCGCCUGUCCUGUCUGCCCUGUCUACACCGCCUGUCCUGUCUGUCCUGUCUACACCGCCUGUCCUGUCUGCCCUGUCUACACCGCCUGUACUGCCUGUCCUGUCUGCCCUGUCUACACUGCCUGUCCUGUCUACCCUGUCUACACCGCCUGUCCUGUCUGCCCUGUCUACACCGCCUGUCCUGUCUGCCCUGUCUACACCGCCUGUCCUGUCUGCCCUGUCUACACCGCCUGUCCCGUCUGUCCUGUCUACACCGCCUGUCCUGUCUGCCCUGUCUACACCGCCUGUACUGCCUGUCCUGUCUGCCCUGUCUACACCGCCUGUCCUGUCUGCACCGCCUGUCCCGUCUGUCCUGUCUACACCGCCUGUCCUGUCUGCCCUGUCUACACCGCCUGUACUGCCUGUCCUGUCUGUCCUGUCUACACCGCCUGUCCUGUCUGCCCUGUCUACACCGCCUGUACUGCCUGUCCUGUCUACCCUGUCUACACCGCCUGUCCUGUCUGUCCUGUCUACACCGCCUGUCCUGUCCGUCCUGUCUACACAGCCUGUCCCGUCUGUCCUGUCUACACCGCCUGUCCUGUCUGCCCUGUCUUCACUGCCUGUCCUGUCUGCCCUGUCUACACUGCCUGCCCUGUCUGCCCUGUCUACACCGCCUGUCCUGUCUGCCCUGUCUACACUGUCUGCCCUGUCUACACUGCCUGUCCUGUCUGCCCUGUCUACACUGCCUGCCCUGUCUACACUGUCUGCCCUGUCUACACUGCCUGUCCUGCCCGUCCUGUCUACACUGUCUGUCCUGUCUACACUGCCUGUCCUGUCUACACUGCCUGUCCUGUCUACACUGCCUGUCCUGUCUGUCCUGUCUACACUGCCUGUCCUGUCUACACUGUCUGUCCUGUCUACACUGCCUGCCCUGUCUGCCCUGUCUACACUGCCUGUCCUGUCUGUCCUGUCUACACUGUCUGUCCUGUCUACACUGCCUGUCCUGUCUACACUGCCUGUCCUGUCUACACUGCCUGUCCUGUCUGUCCUGUCUACACUGCCUGUCCUGUCUACACUGAUAGGUACAGGUGUGCCACAGCAACAUCUACAACAGUAG